Molecule: messenger RNA, 2723 nt
Organism: Periophthalmus magnuspinnatus
Lineage: Eukaryota; Metazoa; Chordata; Actinopteri; Gobiiformes; Gobiidae
Gene: krit1
Product: KRIT1 ankyrin repeat containing
Exons: 17
Coding region: 270-2498 (742 amino acids)
Biological process (GO): negative regulation of angiogenesis; cell redox homeostasis; regulation of establishment of cell polarity
Cellular component (GO): cytoskeleton; plasma membrane
Molecular function (GO): protein binding
Source: RefSeq, a predicted model, not a curated record
GCGGCACAGCAAUGGAAACGUAACAUGACGCCUCCGUUCGUCUGUACCGCCCUGCCCCAAAGUUAAAGGCCUAUAACUAGCCCACUACAGCACAAUUAUCUGCUAUAUGAAGUGAAUAAAAUGCCCGGAGGAAUGGAGAACCCGGCGCAAAACGAAACGAGAAAAGUUUGCUGCGCUUGGGGAAAACUCGAGUCGCCUUCGGCAUGAGUCUCCACAGCAUUUGGCCCUUGAUAAAGAUGCUGGAUCAGGACUAAAAUAAAGACAUCGCGAUGGGCAACGAGGACAGCCUGGAGGAUACUUUUGUGGCUGUCGUUCGCCCAAAAAGUCAAGUCAGUUUGAGCUCCAAGGAGUACAGAGCCAAAGCCUAUGAGAUCCUUCUGAUUGAAGUGCCUCUGGAAGGAAAAGAAAAGAAACGAAAGAAAGUCCUGUUGGCGACUAAGAUCCAAACAGGAGGCGACAAGUCCAAGUCUAUUUUGGAUUAUGUUGAUGAAACUGUGAAAACUAUGGCCAACACUCAAGGCUUUGUAGGAAAGAGAGUGGUGCAUAUGAAGAAAUUCCCCCUGGACGGGGACAAUGAAGGACGAGAAGCUUCAUUAUUUGUAGUGCCAGCCAGUGUUAAAGACAACAGCAAACCUGUUUACAACGCUGGAAGUCCCAACUUCUACUGCCUCCAGGACAUCAUGAGAGUCUGCAGUGAGACCAGCACACACUUCUGUCCAAUGACCUCCAAGAUGCUCCUCGCUUUAGACAAGUGGUUAGCAGAGCAGCACACAGUACCUCAUGCCAUCCCUGCCUUGUUUAGACCCGCACCAAUGGAGCGGGUUAAGACCAAUGUAAAUAACCCGGCCUAUAGUAUUGAGGGGAAGCUGAGUGAGGAGGGCCUGCACAUGGGGUACACCGCGCUGGAGAUCAAGAGCAAAAUGAUGUCUCUGGAAAAGGCCGAAAUGUGCAUUCUCAACCCACUGUACGGCUCAGACCUGCAGUACACCAACAGGGUAGAUAAAGUCAUAAUCAACCCAUAUUUUGGACUUGGAGCUCCAGAUUACUCCAAGAUCCAGAUCCCAAAAAGAGAGAAGUGGCCCCAUCCCAACUGUGUGUCAGAAGACAAGGAGCGUCAGUGGGUGGAUGACUUCCCUCUCCACCGCAGCGCUUGUGAAGGAGAUACCACUCUCCUCUCUAAACUUAUCGACAGUGGAUUUUCAGUCAAACAACUGGACAGUGACCAUUGGGCCCCUAUUCACUAUGCAUGCUGGCAUGGCAAAGUUGAAGCCACCAAACUUUUGUUGGAAAAAGGGAACUGUAAUCCGAACUUGCUUAACGGUCAACUUAGCUCCCCUCUGCACUUUGCUGCGAGAGGAGGCCACGCUGAAAUCGUGCAACUCCUCCUACAACAUCCUGAGAUCGACCGGCACAUAGAGGACCAGCAGAAAAAGACACCUCUUCAAGUCUGUGAGGAAAAUAAACAGAACGAAUGGGAGGAAACAGUGAAACUGCUGCAGCAAGCUAACACCAAACCUUAUGAGAAGGUGCGCAUCUAUCGCAUGGAUGGCUCAUAUCGGUCCGUGGAGCUCAAACAUGGGAAUAACACCACAGUGCAGCAGAUCAUGGAGGGAAUGAGGCUUUCCCAGGAAACUCAGCAGUACUUCACUAUCUGGAUCUGCUCCGAGAAUCUACAUCUACAGUUAAAGCCAUACCACAAGCCUCUGCAGCACCUCAGAAUCUGGAGCGAGAUCGUCAACGACCUCACGGUGCUCGACCCCCAAAGAGAGACCCCUCAGCUUUUCCUCCGCCGAGACGUCCGACUGCCACUAGACGCAGAGAAAAAGGUGGAAGACCCAUUGGCCAUCCUCAUUCUGUUUGAUGAGGCUCGUCACAGUCUUUUAAAAGGGUUUUAUCCUGCUCCAGACAGCAAACUCAUCACACUGGCCAGUCUCCUGCUGCAGAUUAUCUAUGGCAACUACGAAAGCAAGAAGCACAAGCAGGGCUUCCUCAAUGAGGAAAAUCUAAAAUCAAUUGUGCCGAUUUCUAAAGUUAAAAGCAAAGCCUACCAUUGGACCAACAGGAUUCUGCAUGAAUAUAAGGCUCUUAGCACGAGUGAGGGAGUGAGCAAAGAGAUGCAUCACCUGCAGAGGCUCUUCCUGCAAAAUUGUUGGGACAUCCCCACAUAUGGAGCUGCUUUCUUCACAGGGCAGGUCUACACCAAAGCCAGCGCCAGCAGCCACAAGUGCAUCCGCGUCUAUGUGGGGGUCAACACCAAGGGCCUGCACCUCAUGAACAUGGAGACCAAGGUGCUUCUGAUCAGUUUGGAAUAUGGGACUUUCAUGUGGCAGCUGGGACAUGCAGACCAGUAUUUUCAGAUUCACAGUGGAGAAAACAAAAUGAACUUUAUAGUGCACACUAAACAGGCUGGUCUUAUUGUGAAGCUCUUAAUGAAACUCAGUGGACAGAUAACCCCAAAUGAUAAAGUUCAGACUUCAGACAAAUACACUUUUGGUUAAACUGCCUCAGAAUCCUUCACAGCUGCCAAACACCAGCUCUUUUUAUACUCACGUCUUUAACUGCAAUAACAGGAUGAAGACCAAAAGAUGGACUGCCUACUUUUGUAUACAAGUAUAUCUGUCACAUUUUACUGAGACACAUAUUUUUGUUGUUUGUAAAUAUGUUUAUUUAAUGUUUUGUUUAAAUAAAGGGACGCAAUUUGUGAAUAAAAUGUACCAAUAUUU